AGUCAAUGCCUUACGUUAGUGCAUUACGUAACAUAGUAGAAGUAGAAGUACAUAAAAACAGAGAGAGACAAAGAAAGUUGCAUCGUAGUUAGUGGAUUCAUUCAAGAUUACUGUUUUUUUACUACUUUCUUUUCAUGGAUUCAAGAUCUAGAGGAUCAAUCCAUUGAAACUUCUUCGAAGACUUCUUCGCAGUCAAUUCAAGAAACUAGAAAAAUGGGUUUUGAGGAGUUUGACCUUUCGAGUUUCUUGACAAACCCAUAAAAAAUAUUGAAGGAAAAGAUUGGUUUUUGGGUUUCUAAAUGAUUAUCAAAGAAUUGGGUUCUUAGCUCAAAUGGGAGAGGGUGUAAGUGUUAAUGCGGCAGCAAUGCGCACAGCUAUGAACGCUGUGCAAGCGCUUGGGAGAGGGUUUGUUGUGAACUAUGAUACGAGGUUGUUGUAUUGUAAAGGAGUUACUGGGUCUAAAGUGGUGGAGAUUGAUCAGGAACAUGCUAGAGAUCUUUUGUUGUGUGGUGGGAUUGUAUUGCCUAAUGUUUCUAGGGACAUAAAAAACUCUUUGGUCCCAAGUGGACGCCAGAGUUCAGGUGUUUGCACUUUUUACGAGAUGUUGGAGUACUUCAAUCAAAAGGCCAGCCUAUCAGGAGGUCUUCCUCUUGGCUGCUUCAAUUCUGCUUUUAGUUUUACUGGUUCAAAGCACAUCGAUGCUGCAGUUUCAAAGACCCUUUCUAUGGAUGGAUAUUAUAUCCCACUUGCCAAGGUCCAACUUAUGAGAUCCCCCUUAGUGUUGCAUGAAAAUGUUAAAAGGGCUGUUCCAACCUGUUGGGACCCUCCAUCCUUGGCGAGCUUCAUUGAAAAAUUUGGGACACACGUUGUUGCUUCUGUAACUAUUGGUGGUAAGGAUAUGAUAUAUGUUAAACAACACCAGUCGUCGCCUUUGUCAACCCUGGAGAUUAAACACUAUGUACAGGAUAUUGGAAAUCAGAGGUUUUCUGACAUGGAGGGUCAUACGAGUUCAGGCCCUAUGAAACUCAAGGAUAAGGGUGGUGAUUCUGGCAUUUUUAACAGCCAAGGAAUAUACCCUCAGCCAACUAGUGCGCCAUAUCUUACUGGGAAAGAACAUGUUACAGUCAUUUUCUGCAGGAGGGGAGGAGAUGAUUUGGAACAAAAUCAUAUUCAAUGGGCAAGAACUGUACAGUCAUCUCCUGAUGUCAUUGAGAUGAGUUUUGUUCCAAUCACAGAUCUCCUUGUUGGGGUACCUGGAAAGGAGCAUCUGAGUCGUGCUAUUGCUCUAUAUCUUGAAUACAAACCUCAGAUAGAAGAGCUCAGGUAUUUUCUGGAGUUCCAGAUUCCUCGAAUUUGGGCUCCAGUACAGGACAAUUUUCCUGGCCACCAAAGAAAGGAACCUGUUUGCCCAUCUUUGCAGUUCAGCAUGAUGGGGCAAAAGCUUUAUGUCAGUCAGGAGCAGAUAUCAGUAGGACGCAAGCCUAUCACAGGUUUACGACUAUGUCUCGAAGGAGCCAAGCAGAAUCGCCUGCAUAUCCAUCUUCAACACUUGGCAUCUCUUCCUAAAAUCCUCUUGCCAUACUGGGACACCCAUUUUGCAAUUGGUGCUCCCAAGUGGCAAGGACCUGAGGAGCAGGACAGCCGAUGGUUUGAACCAGUGAAGUGGAAGAAUUUCUCUCAUGUGAGUACUGCUCCAGUUGAGAACCCUGAAACUUUUAUUGGUGACCAAUCUGGUGUCAAUAUUGUCACUGGGGCUCAGCUUGGAGUGUGGGAUUUUGGUUCAAGAAAUGUCUUGUACAUGAAACUUUUGUAUUCUAGGAUACCGGGCUGCACAAUACGAAGAUCCUUGUGGGACCACAUGCCCAAUGACAAGUCAAAGAAAUUCCCCGCUGUAAAUAAUACCCACUCUGGUGACACAAGUUCAGCUUCGAGAGGAAAUGUUGCAGGGAACAAGUUGGCAAAGUUUGUUGAUAUGUCCGAGAUGAGAAAGGGGCCUCAAGAUCCCCCAGGACAUUGGCUAGUUACAGGUGGAAAGCUUGGUGUAGAGAAAGGCAGGAUAGCUUUGAGAGUGAAAUACUCGUUGCUGAAUUAUUGAGCGUAGCGUUAUGUUUAUAUGCUGAUGUGCAAUGCUGUACGAUAGAGGCAGUGUUUUUGAUGCAGAAGAACUCGUGGUCAUCGUGUGUGUAAACUUUUGAAACAUGAUGAUCUCAGUUGGAUGGAUGAGGAGAUGUAAGUAGAUGGUAUUUUAGGGUUUCUUCCAAGGUCGAAGGUCAAAUCUGUUUACUUGUAAGCCGUGAGUUUUGUAGAGAAGUUCUCUUUGAUAAGGGAUGUAGGAAUUGCCUCUAAAUGUGAUUGUUCAUAUGCCUACACCAUUAUAGGGUUCCGAAUUACUGUUUUCU
Populus euphratica (Euphrates poplar) is the source of this 2399-nucleotide messenger RNA. Its product is annotated as MACPF domain-containing protein CAD1-like. Gene Ontology annotation, cellular component: plasma membrane. Lineage: Eukaryota; Viridiplantae; Streptophyta; Magnoliopsida; Malpighiales; Salicaceae. The coding region runs from base 332 to 2095 and encodes 587 amino acids. The record is from RefSeq and is a predicted model, not a curated record. The transcript has 7 exons. Gene Ontology annotation, biological process: regulation of salicylic acid mediated signaling pathway; plant-type hypersensitive response.